AUGGAUAUUCGUUCUCGAAAGUCCGCCUCAACAGUGACAGUGGUUGCAGAAAACGCAACAAGGGACAAUGAGUAUAUUUUGUCUAGUUAUAGGGAAGUAUCCCGGUCUUACCAACGAUCUUUGGGAAGUAUUCUCGGCAUUCAUAACGAAACAGUCAAUAUAUUCUCGCAUAUAAUAGGGUCUAUCAUCUUCUUUACUCUACCCAUGCCCAUUUACUGGUCUUUGCAACCAAGAUACGCCACGGCAACUACAGCAGAUGUCGUUGUCUUCUCGACAUUCUUCUUUGGUGUUGCUAUGUGUUUUGCAUUGUCGGCCAUCUUCCACAUCUUCAACAACCACAGCCAGAGUGUCCACAUAUUUGGAAACCAACUCGAUUACCUAGGUAUUGUUAUCUUGAUGUGGAGCUCCACAAUUCCUUGCGUUUAUUACGGCUUCUACUGCACACCACAUCUACAAAAGACCUAUUACACCCUUGUAUCAGUCUUAGCGGCCGGUUGCGUGUACGCAACUCUUCACCCUGCUUUCCGUCGUCCAAAAUAUCGCCCAUACCGUGCAGCCAUGUAUGCGGGCCUUGGGCUAUCUCUGGACUGGAUGGCAUUGAUGACGACAUUCAACCUUACUGGUGGGGCCCUGUACGCUAUGAGGAUUCCUGAGAAGUGGUAUCCUUAUCGAUUUGACGUGUGGGGCGCAAGCCACCAGAUUAUGCAUUGCUUGGUUGUAUGCGCAGGCAUUGCCCAUUUAUAUGGUCUCUUGAGGGCAUUUGACCAUAUACACGGACACGGAGAUGCUUACAGCGUAUGA
Molecule: messenger RNA, 801 nt
Organism: Bipolaris zeicola 26-R-13
Lineage: Eukaryota; Fungi; Ascomycota; Dothideomycetes; Pleosporales; Pleosporaceae
Exons: 8
Coding region: 1-801 (266 amino acids)
Cellular component (GO): membrane
Molecular function (GO): signaling receptor activity
Source: RefSeq, a predicted model, not a curated record